GCCACGUGAACGUCAUGAUCAACUUGUCAAAUCUGACAGCUGUGGUCAACAUUUUUAUUUCUAACCUACAUAAUACAAAGGAUAUAAAAUAAAAGGAUAUAAAAGUUACAGCUGAGCAGCCAUUCGAAGUAUAUAAAUAAAAACUGUGAUAAAAGUAUUUUUCGUAUUCAAAGUUUAUAAUUAUUGCCGAAUAGAUAUGUCUAACAAGUUUGAAACCCUGAAACAUUACCAUACGGACAGAGACAAUGAGGACGACGCCAGUGGCGAUGAAGAAAUAGGUCCCAGUAUCACAGACUUGGGCCCUGUGGAAUACCCGCCAGGUGAACACAGGUUACAACAUCCCUAUUGUUUAUGGUUUUCUAGGAGACCCUCACAAAACCAAGGCUCUCAGGGAUACAGUCAGGCCUUGAGGUUAGUUGGUCAGGUUGGGACAGUAGAGCAGUGGUGGGCAUUAUAUUCACAUAUUGUUAGAUUACAUGACAUACCAGCCCAUAGAGAUAUACACCUUUUCAAAAAGGGUAUUAAACCUAUGUGGGAAGAUCCAGCAAAUAAAAAGGGUGGUAAAUGGGUGAUAAGACUUCGGAAAGAACAAGCAGCCAGAGCUUGGGAAAAUUUAUGCAUGGCGAUGCUGGGGGAACAAUUUGUGACAGGGAAUGAAAUAUGUGGAGUAGUAGUGUCGACUCGAUAUCAGGAGUACCUUUUAAGUAUUUGGAACAGAACUGCCUCAGAUACAGCGACCACAAGUCGUAUACGGGAUGCUCUGAAACGUUUGCUCAACAUACCACUUACAUACACCAUGGAGUACAAGACGCACAAUGAUUGCCUUAAAUAUGGGGCUGCAAAAACAGUACCGAAUAAUGUAUUGAAAAGUUGACUGCAUUUUUUUCGUUAAUUAUAGGUAUGCGUAUUUUCAAAAAAAACUUGUUUUGUGUGAAUAAAUUGUACAUUGUAAGAUU
Acanthoscelides obtectus is the source of this 956-nucleotide messenger RNA. Lineage: Eukaryota; Metazoa; Arthropoda; Insecta; Coleoptera; Chrysomelidae. The record is from the annotation of a GenBank genome assembly.